GGAGGCGAAGUGAGAGAUUUAAUUCUAGCCAACAUAUGUCCAAAAUCAACCCAAUGCGUUUCUAAUGGGUUUAUUUUGGAACUUAACUUGUAGUGUGCCUUUCAGCCUUUGGGACAAUGACUCCCAUUGUUAGGGCGGAGACAUGAGCGUCUCGUCAUUAUAUAAAACACAUCUGAUUAUGAGCGUGGGAUAAAUCUCUUGAAUCAUACAUACCCUUACCUCGGUGUGACUGGAGCAUUUUCCUCCGAAUUAACGGCAACGUUUGGCUUCAAUCUCUUAACUUUUAAAAGUGUUGAAUUACAACUAUUUCCAACGAAAUGAAGCGGUAUGUUUUUCUGGGUGUUCUUUCGAUGUAUUACCUCCAGGUGUCGAGCUCUGCCGCGCACGGGUGUUUCUGCCAGGUGACCGGUAGCUUGGAGGACUGCGCUUGUGAUGUGGAGACAAUUGAUGCCUUCAACAAUGAGCGACUCUUCCCCAAACUUCAGAAGCUGCUUGAGUCCGACUAUUUCAGGUUUUAUAAGGUGAACCUGAAUAAGCCAUGUCCAUUCUGGACAGACGAUGGCCUCUGUGGGCAAAAGAACUGUGCCGUGAUCCCAUGUCCACCAAAUGAGGUUCCAGAGGGAAUCAAAACAAAUGGCCAUCACAAUAAGUACUCGGCUGAAGCAAACAACCAGGAGUGUGAGAAGGCUGAGACGCUUGGAGCAGUGGACAGCUCCCUCAGUAAGGAGACCAGACAAGCCCUUCUGGAAUGGAACAAGCAUGAUGACGAGGCAGAGCGAUUCUGUGUGAUUGAUGAUGAGGAGUCUCCUGAUUCCCAGUAUGUGGAUCUACUGCUAAAUCCAGAGCGCUUCACUGGAUACAAGGGGCCCGAGGCCUGGCAAAUCUGGAACAGCAUCUAUGAGGAGAACUGCUUCAAACCAUACACUGUGAAGCGACCACUAAAUCCUAUGGCAUCUUACAGUGGAACUGAUGGGAAGACAUUUUACAGUUGGCUGGAUGGCCAGUGUGUGGAAAAGAGGGCUUUCUUUAGGCUCGUCUCUGGGCUCCAUUCUAGCAUCAACAUACACCUGAGUGCCCGGUACCUCCUAGAUGACAACUGGUUCCAGAAGAAGUGGGGUCACAAUGUCUCUGAGUUCCAACAACGUUUCGAUGCCCAACUGACCAACGGCGAGGGCCCAAAGAGGCUGCGCAACCUCUACUUCCUCUACCUGAUCGAGCUGCGUGCCCUGGCCAAAGUUCUGCCUCUUCUCCAGCGCCCCUCCUUCCAGCUGUACACUGGCCAACCCACCCAGGACCGACAACACAAACGCGUGCUCCUAGAGCUCCUCCAGGUGGCCAAGUCUUUCCCUUUGCACUUUGACGAGACGUCUCUGUUUGCUGGGAAUAAGGAGGAAGCUACCAAUCUCAAGGAGGAUUUCAGGCUGACCUUCCGCAACAUCUCCAGGAUCAUGGACUGUGUUGGCUGCUUUAAGUGCAGGCUCUGGGGCAAACUACAGACUCAGGGGUUAGGCACAGCCCUGAAGAUCUUGUUUUCCGAGCGACAGAUCGAGGCUCUGCCCAAAUCCAGCAGCGCCCGGCUCACUUUCCAGCUCAGUCGCCAAGAGAUAGUGUCUCUCCUCAAUGCCUUUGGAAGGAUUUCAACCAGCAUCAGAGAGUUGGAGAACUUCCGAUCACUGCUGUCUAAGGUCCGGUAGCCUGAACCCACACGUCCCUACAGAGAGCCACAUACCCACAAAAGAAUGACCAGGCUGAUUAGAAAUGAUUCAAAAUACAACAGCAUGUAGCUGGGGUAUUUGGGGCUGCUGAAAGACACAAGUGAAAGUCCUGACAAGUGACUUACAAGGGAUCUAACUAAACAAACAAAGGAACAUGGGCCGUAGCCAAUCCCCUUUGAGCUACUUGCCAAUAAGGGUGUUUUCACACAGUUUUGAUCUACAGUUCGAAUCAGAGUUUGAGUAUUUGUUACAUCAAAUAACACAGUUUAAUUGCAGAAUGUUCUGUUGGACCGCAACUUCUGGUAUUCUUCAGUUCACGAAAAGAAAUAGCUAGCCAGCUACUAAACCCUGUUGCCUAAAGCUAACGCUAUAAGCAGCCAGCUAGCUUCAUGAUGCUAGACCAGACCGGGUUGUGUUGUGAAGCUAGCCACAAUAACGAUUAGGCACACUAGUGGAAUUUGCGGUUUGCCUUUUUGAAAGUGAUACAGAAGGUUACAAUUGGUGGAAUCCUGCCUUAUUUAGACUAUAUAAUGUCAAACAAGGUUGGAAUGGGAAGCAAUGAAAUGGGAUACCAGUCUACUUGGUGACACCCACAGUACACAACUGUGAAGAGUUUACACAAAUAUUAGCAUUGUAGCUCUUAUCGUGGGACUGUGACUGAAAUCACCUCCCCAGUCAGCCUAUAGUGUGUAUUGACAUUCAUAUUGCACUGUACAGCUUUACCCAAGGAGUGGGGAUCAAUGAAAUGGGGUAUCAGUCUACUCAAUACCCAAUAUAUUUUUUCCCAAUGUCCUCAAGAGUUAUCAGACUUGUUUUUCCUCUGGAAUAGUGUUCAAUACACACAGGUUGACAAUAAAUGUAGCUCAAUUCACAGUUCUUUCAGAAUCCCACAAUAAGAGCAACGACAGUAAUGUUCUCUGGGUGUCACUGAGUAGACUGAUACUCCAUGUCAUUGAUCCACAGUCCAUAGGUAAGCCUAGUGGUUACAGUGUUGGGCCAGUAACCGAUUCCCUAAGCUACAAAGGUAAAAAAUCUGUCGUUCUGCCCCUGAACAAGGCAGUUAACCCACUGUUCCUAGGCCAUCCUCACUUGCCUAGUUAAAUAAAGGUUAUAUAUAUUUUUAUUUUUAUGCUGUACAGUGAAAUAAGUAUGCCCCUAAUGCAAUUCUAAAUUGCAAUUAUAUCCUAAAUCCAGUGUGAAUUAAACAUAUGAAAUGAACAAAAGACAAUCUAACAUUUCAACCUCGUUAAACAUGAUCUAUUAAAUUAUGUCAUAAUUCUACUAUUUGUAUUAAUUUGCAUCACUGUCAAUUACACUUUUAUUUUGAAGGCUAAUCGCAAAGUCCACUAUUGUGGCUAGCUUCACAUAGAUGGGCCUGACCACCGUUAAUCAAAUAAGAACAGUCUUAUAAAUUAGGGUUAUUUUAAUGACCCCAAGCUAGCUAGCUAACUCUAGCUACUGAAACAGAUUGUCGUUUUGCUAUGUUUUUGAGGAAGAACAUUGUUUGCAUCCAUGAGCUAGCCAGCUAUUUUUAUGACCAGCACUGUAGGUGCGCGAGACAACUUUACCAGCAUCAUAGCAUACGUAUCGAUUAAUCAUUGUGACAUAUGAGUGAUAGUGUAAUAACUACGUACACAAAUUAUGAACGCGUUAAAUGUAUGUGACGUGAAGUCAUAUUCAGGUCCUGAUUGGUCAACAAGCUUAUUUGACACGUCAAAUAGUAUUAUUUGACACGUCAAAUAGUAUUAUUUGACGUGUAUCUUUUUUUGACACGCAAAGACCCAAACGGUGUUCCAUAGUAUAGCCCUCUCCACUAAUCUGCAUCGGAUGCGCUCAUAAAUGCGCUGCUACUCAGAGAAUGUUUCAGAAAUACAAAGUUAUGAUGCUGCGUGGAUUUCAUCAAAUGGUCGCAGUCAAACAACCAUUAAUACUGCGCGACUCUGGUUAUUUUCCUGUGUUUGGUCUGGACUGCGUUCUCGCCUGCAGCGAACCGCACCACGGUACAAAUUGAAUCGGGAAAAACCGCUCCAAAACAAUUGGGUGUGAAAGCCCCCUUAGAUACUGCACCGUUUUGCUUCCAGUACUUUUUCACAAAGUCCUGGACGCUGUUGGGUUUAUUGGCGAGUGGUUGACUACGUUAUCCUCAAACAUUUUUGCACACUACAUAUGUAAAACGCGUUGACAAUUGAUAUGUGUACACUCCUCAGGGCUUUUCUAUGUAAGGCAACUGAAUGUAAUGAGAUAUUUUCUAUGAGGGAAAAAGUAAACAUUGGCAUGUCCUACA
This is a messenger RNA of Oncorhynchus gorbuscha (pink salmon), 3999 nucleotides long. RefSeq names its product endoplasmic reticulum oxidoreductase 1 alpha (gene ero1a). Gene Ontology annotation, molecular function: thiol oxidase activity; FAD binding; protein-disulfide reductase activity. NCBI's taxonomy places the organism in Eukaryota, Metazoa, Chordata, Actinopteri, Salmoniformes, Salmonidae. Bases 318 to 1694 code for a protein of 458 amino acids. The record is from RefSeq and is a predicted model, not a curated record. The transcript has 16 exons. Gene Ontology annotation, cellular component: endoplasmic reticulum; endoplasmic reticulum membrane. Gene Ontology annotation, biological process: protein folding in endoplasmic reticulum.